Hypanus sabinus (Atlantic stingray) is the source of this 10079-nucleotide messenger RNA. Its product is annotated as cAMP-specific 3',5'-cyclic phosphodiesterase 4C-like. Gene Ontology annotation, cellular component: cytosol; perinuclear region of cytoplasm; nucleus. Gene Ontology annotation, biological process: signal transduction. Bases 1367 to 3838 code for a protein of 823 amino acids. Lineage: Eukaryota; Metazoa; Chordata; Chondrichthyes; Myliobatiformes; Dasyatidae. Gene Ontology annotation, molecular function: 3',5'-cyclic-AMP phosphodiesterase activity. The record is from RefSeq and is a predicted model, not a curated record. The transcript has 18 exons.
GGUUGUACUGUGGGGAAUUGGAGAGUGAUGGGUUGUACUGUGGGGGUGUUGGAGAGUGAUGGGUUGUAUUGUGGGGAUGUUGGAGAGUGAUGGGGCUGUACUGUGGAGUUGAUUCGUGUCGGGGCUGUACUGUGGGGAAUUGGAGAGUGACGCGGUUGUACUGUGGGGGUUUGGAGAGUGAGGGUGUCAUGCUGUAGGAAGUAGGAGAUUGAGAAUGAUGGGUUGUAGUGUAGAGACAGGGCUGAUAGUUCUGUGCUCCAGCCUCCCCCUUGGCUUUCACUCACUUUGAGAGAUGGAACAUCUGUGUUUGUGUGUUGUCAGUGGGAGCCUGAGGAGGAGGUUGUAACUUGGAAAGAUGAUAGAAUAAAACUGCUGUAAAUUGAGUUUUGCUUUCUUUUCCAGUUUAAAUACUAGCUUUCUCAUGGUCCUUUAGCAGUUUUCUUGUCUCAGGUUCUCUCUGCCCCAACCCCUAUUUCCGCCCCACCUCCUCUUGUUCUCUCUCUUUCCCUAUUUCUCCUGUUUUUAGAUCACAACCUUUUUCUCAGUCCUCUCAAAUAUUUUCUUUCUCACUAUCUCUAAGAUUUCUUUAAGUAUUGUCACUGUCUAAUAUCUACAUAGUGACAAUGUCUGGACCAGAGAUAGUUCUAUCAGUGGAAAAUUUUGAUUGCCCACGCCACUGUUCAAGUGUUCACAGGUAUCUCUCCCCCUCCCCACCUCUCUCCCCCCCCGAAUAAAUCUGCCACAAAAGCCUGAGGAAAGUAAAGAUUUCUUUGCCCAGCUGAUGUUUGCCAUCUAUCUUUUCAACUAAUUCUUGUUUCUAAGUCAAGAUGUCAUUGAUUUUAUGAACCUUUUAAUCCUCUUGCUGUGUUAAAUUAGGUAUUGCCGUUCCAUUUACCUUGUGAUCUGUAGCAUUGAAUCUCCUCCUGGAGAUAGACCUUUGAUUGAUUAUGGCUCCUGGAGAUCUCAUGAUCCAGUCUUAGCUCCCCAGCUUUCCUUAACAAGACCAAGCAACAGCAAUAGCCCACAACAGCAGCACGCCACCCUAAGAAGUUGCUCAAUGCCACUCACCACUGGAAUGGAUUCUCUAUUCCCUCCCUUCCUGUGCUUUGCCUUUGGUGCCCAGACCUGCUUCCUCUUCCCUGCAGCUUCAGUGGAUGAAAUCUCCUCAUCUGCAAUGCAUUAGGUUGUGCCUUUCAGCCCACAAGGGUGGUGCUGGGUACUGAUACUCCAGGUGCUUCCUGAGCAAGUACUAUGUUGAUGGGGGCCCACUGUGUAUUGGGCAAGGUGUUAAAUGGAAGCCCGGUCCAGUCGUCCAAUUGUUUGACAGUGAUGAGCACAUUCCUGGAGCUAACAGUGCUUUUUGAGUAUGUUUCUAUGUAUUGGAUGUAAACACCACUUUGUGUAUUUGAAUUUUCCAUUUCUCUCAUUCCUUUUCCAGAAGCACAGAGACUCUCCUGAACUGCUGACACCAGGCCAGCCCCUCACAUUCGGUCUAGUUAAGAGGCGCUCAUCCGGAACUCUACAACUCCCCCCGUUGUCUUGGCGACAGUCCAGGCUCUCUGACAGCUUUUGGACGCUGAAGGAAGACUUGGGGUUGAGGAUAAGUGUCCCCUUGCAAGGAGAGACAUCGCCUCCGCUGACACAUGGCAGCAAUGCAAGCUCACAGGAUCUGCUUUCAACCAAGAUAUGCUGCAUCAUUUCUAAUUUCGAUGUGGAGAAUGGGCUCACGGCGGCACGCAGCCCUCUCGACCCUCAGGCAAGCCCCAGCUCGGGGCUUGUGCUGCAGGCCAACUUUGCCCACGGCCAGCGACGGGAGUCCUUCCUGUACCGUUCUGACAGCGACUACGAUAUCUCCCCGAAGAAUGUGUCCCGGAACUCCUCAAUCACUGGCGACAUAAGUAACUACUUCAAGGCUCACUCAAGACAAUCCUUGGUUUCACAACGUUCAGAAUCUUUCCUUGCCCUGACUUUGGGAAACCAUACAGAAGACAUGAUUGUGACUCCAUUUGCUCAGGUGCUGGCCAGUUUACGGACCGUGAGGCAUAAUUUUGCCACCCUGACUAAUCUACAGGAUCAAGUGAAGAGCAACUGGCGAUCGACAGGAUGCAGCCCAGGGGUCAUUCGGCCAAUCCCACACGAGGAGAACUCCCACAAGCUGGCCAUCGAGACGCUGGAGGAACUGGACUGGUGCUUGGAUCAGCUGGAGACCCUGCACACCAGGCAUUCCGUCAGUGAAAUGGCGUCCAACAAGUUUAAGAGAAUGCUGAACCGCGAAUUAACGCAGCUAUCUGAAAUGAGCCGGUCAGGAAAUCAGAUCUCCGAGUUUAUAUCCAACACGUUUUUAGACAAACCACAUGAAAUGGAAGUGCCUCGGGGCAGGGAGAAGGAACUGGAGACCAUGGGACAAAUCAGUGGCUUGAAGCACAGCCUGAGCGUGAUCUCCUCUGCUAACAUCCCACGAUUCGGUGUGCAGACCAACCAUGAAGCUGAGCUGGAAUCGGAACUGGAACACCUCAAUGACUGGGGUCUGAAUAUCUUUAAGAUUGGGGAGUAUUCCUAUGAACGACCACUUACGGUUACAAUGCACGCCAUCUUCAAGUCGCGACAGCUGCUGAAGACAUUUAAGAUCCCUGAGGACACCUUCAUCACGUACAUGAUGACUCUCGAGGACCAUUAUCAUACAGAUGUGUGCUACCACAACAAUUACCACGCUGCAGAUGUGACUCAGUCUACGCACGUCCUGCUUCUGUCUCCAGCGCUGGAGGCAGUCUUCACUGACCUUGAGAUAAUGGCUGCAAUUUUUGCCUCUGCAAUCCACGACGUCGACCAUCCAGGUGUCUCCAACCAAUUCCUCAUCAAUACCAAUUCCGAGUUAGCACUGAUGUAUAAUGAUGCCUCUGUUUUGGAGAACCACCACCUGGCUGUGGGCUUUAAACUGUUGCAGCAAGAGAACUGCAACAUCUUUCAGAACCUGUGCAAGAAAGAGCUUCAGAACCUUCGCAAAAUGGCCAUUGACAUGGUGUUGGCCACAGACAUGACCAAGCACAUGAACCUACUGGCAGACUUGAAGACAAUGGUGGAGACAAAGAAAGUUACAAGUUUAGGAGUCCUAUUGCUGGAUAAUUAUUCUGACCGGAUACAGGUUCUGCAGAACAUGGUGCACUGCGCUGACCUGAGCAACCCCACCAAGCCCCUGCACCUGUACCGCACCUGGGUGGACAAGAUCAUGAUGGAAUUCUUCCGCCAGGGGGACCAAGAGCGUGAGCGGGGCAUGGAUAUCAGCCCAAUGUGUGACAAACAUACUGCUUCCAUUGAGAAAACCCAGGUUGGAUUCAUUGACUUCAUUGUCCACCCUCUGUGGGAGACCUGGGCCGAUUUGGUUUACCCCGACGCCAAGGAGAUACUGGACAACUUGGAGGACAACCGCGACUGGUUCCAGAGUAUGAUCCCGCGCAGCCCGCCCUCGCCGGCCUCCGAGGCGGACAAUAGGGAAGUCGAGCCCAGUGAGCUGCUGGUGGUGAUCGACAGCGUUAGCCCGCCGAGCGCCGACUGCGCCUUGUCAGAGGACAUCUACAGCUACACGACCUCGGUGGCUCCGGUCACCGAGUUGUCCGAGAGUCACCAGUCCUCAAGCGACACCCCCUCCGAAGCCGGCAAGAACCUGGAGGGCAAGCCGAGCGGCUGGACGGAGGACGGGCGGGAUGAGGGCAGCGAGCCGAAGCUCCUGGCGGAACCCAGCCGCCUCCCCGAGGAGGAGUUACCGGCAGAGGAGAACCAGACCAGAACCUCCGAUCCCGGAGCUGAGCAGGGCGGUGAAAAUGUUUCAGAGGCUACAUAACGCAGACUCCGCCGGAGUAACAUUCCCAACUCUUUUUAUUUUCUGGUCUUGGGAUCUCACGGAUCACCCGCUGUUUUAAACAUCAACCAGGUAGGGCUACGGAGGCAGGACCCCUGGUGUGGGGGAAGGGAGGGAAUAUUUCUGGGGUUCAAGGAUUUGGCCAGAGACAGCCUCCUCCGAGAGCAACCGGACAAUGAAAACAGGCCGUGUGGCGAGUUUUCCCUCUCCGGGCCAGGAGAGGGUUAAGAUUUUAAGAUAAAUUGCACCCAUCCUAUCGCGGGCGAUCGAGGGUGUCGCACGGCGGGCAGGCGGACGGAGCGAGCAGAACACUCUGUGAAACGGAGGGGAGAAAGGGGGAGCGUUCGCACCUUUCCGUUUUCAUUGUAAAGUAUUCGCCGCAAAACAAAAUGAGGUAAAGGAGCCCACACUCUGCGGCGGAAUGGGGCAAGAGGACGGCCGCUCGAACUGCAAAGGUGUUAACUCGAUGGGUCGAGACACUGGGCGGACUUAAAGGAAAUAACAAGAAAUCAGAUGCCUUUUUAAACGAAUUGUAAGCAGUUAGCAGCGAAACUGGACCUUUAUGCAGAUGCCGAAAAAAAAGUUUAAAAGGUUUCGAUUAUCUUUUUUUUAAAAAACGCGUGAUCUGUAUUUUUGUUAAAUGAAUAUUUUUAGAUUUUUUACACGAUUUGCCUUUAUGUGAACUGUGUUCUGGACUGUAUUGACUGCUGCCCUUAUAUAUGGAGGUUCGAUUUCCGUUGGCCAGCGAGUCUGACGGUACGCGUAAAAUUUUUCGCGUGUAGUACAGAUGUGUCUACUCGUGUUUAUGUGUGUGUGUCGGUCGGUCUUCGUUAAACUGUUUGACCGUCAGUGUAUGAGAAAAAGAGCCAAACUAUGUCUGUGUGUGUGCGUGGGUGUCUUGUCACUCUGUGUGUGAGAGCGACCAGGAACAUCAAGUUAAAGCGUGCGUAUAUUCUCUAUGCUCUCGCGGUAUCGGGGGUGAAAAGUAAGAUUGACCCGCCGGAGGAAGGGUGUUGGAGGUGACUCCAGCGGGACUGGGUGAAUGGGUGUGGGGUGCGCGGCAGCGUGUGGGGGAGAUGGGAAAAGGAAGGGUUCCGGGAGGGGAGGGUGACGCUGCGACGCCAUCCCGACAUUUGGUAAAAUGAUCCAUUCGAGCGCGAAAACUGGCUGCCCAUUGGCAUCGGGAUUAACUUGCGGAGUAAGAACUUGUCCUGCCGUCAGUUGUUGUAAAAGGGGCUUCGGUGGGUAUCUGUGCCUAUCCCUUGGGGGCUAAGGAUGGGGCGGGAGUGCGCACGGAAAUGACCACGGGUUAAAGGAGGAACGUUCUGCCGAGGAUGAAAUGCCAGUGCGCCCAUGAGGGUUUGCAGGGGGGAAUUAAAAUUAAAAAUAUAAAGGAGAGGUGUUCCUUUGUUCCUUGUUGGUAUCUCUGCUUCAUACUGGUCCCCUCCCAUCCCACCCAGCACGCUGAAACACCUCCCCUUAAUCCUUCCUCCCUCCUGCGGUUAUCCAGCUUUUCGUGAAACCUUUCUCAGCUCUUCGAUGCAUCUCAAUGUGAGGGAAUCUCAACCGCUGUGGGGGGAAACGAGUUUCUCCGUAAUUCCCGCCUGCAUUUAUGGGCGACCCUGUGAGGUCAAUGGACUUUGGUGCCGCUUAUGAAUGCAAGCUUUUCAUUAAUAUCUGUAGAUGCUGCAAUCUGGAGCAACAAAAAGAUGCCGGGGGAAUUCAUUAAUAGCAAGCGAUGCCGCAGACGCUGGAGAUCCAGAAUAAAACACAAAAUGCUGGAGGCAGCGUCUAUGGCGAGGAAUAAACCUGCCGAGUUUCUCCAGUCGUUUGUUGUCCCAUAAUAUCGGCAAUUCCCAGCUCGUACCAUCCUAUCCGUGAAUCACAGACUCCGGUAUAUCAAUGUCUUUAUAGGGGAGUGGAAACCCCGUCUCCUCACGGAGGGUCCACACCAUCUUCCGCCCGCGGUGAAUGGCUGAGCCUGUCCGAUUAAAGUGGGACCUGGCUGGUGAAUCCAGGCAGUUAAGGUUGGUGAUCCGGGCGCCUGUAUUUCAUCUCCAACCGAGGAGGGACAUUUUUAGCGACACUUCCAUAAAUCCCUUCCCAUUCGCCUGGCUCCAACCCCCAAACUUGACCUCCGUUUCAAGAUUAUUCGAAUUUUAUUGAAACCAGAUUCUCAGUUCCACCGGUUAAAGUCGCCCACAGCCUCUGACGAGUAAGAGCAUCUUGCCGAAUGGUUCUCCUUUCAGGCUGGGGCAAGCGGGGACCACCUUACAAAGUCGGGUGCUGCUGCGAGCUAGACAGUGGGUUAGUCCCGGUAGCUUUUUAAAAAAAUACUUCAUCUAGUAUUUACAAAAUGGGCCAAGCGGCCUCUGUCAAUGUUAUAAGUGUUUUAAAAUCCUUCACCUAAUCACCUGCUGCCGCAGUUUAUGAAGCUAGUGACUCGCCGCAGGGGAGGGUUGAUGGGAAUGUGUUGAGGUUUAAAGGUUUUCAGUGUGAAUGGCUGCUUAACGAUCAGCGCAGACAUAAUGGGCCGAAUGGCCUGUUUUCGUGCAGAUGACCCUCUGCCUGGUGUCCAUCUCUUCUCUCCACCCGCUCUCUCUCUCUCUCUCUCUCUCGCCAGAGUCCGGAGAGCGGCCCGCGGGGGUAGGUGCCGGGGCGUCAUUCAGAGUUAGGGAGACGGAGUCCACGGCGUCCUCCCUCACUGAGACCUGAACGGGCAGGGCAGCGAGGGGCGGGGAGAGAAGUCCCGUGGCUGCGGUAAAGGGAAGGGGCUCAGUAGUAACCACUAUACAGAACUACUUCAAUCCCGGCAACCCCCUCCACGAUCCAAGCCAUUACAUUUCGCACUAGGCUCCGACCAGGCGCCGUUCCCGGGGUCCACGUUACCUACGGGAGAACCGGCAGGAAGUUGGGCUGAGCAGCGGAAUUUGGAGUCCGGCUGAGUAGGGGAUUAUUUCCACUCCCGAUUUUCCACGUCUCCCCCGGUGGAGGGUCAGUCCAUGUGUCCUUGUGGUUCAGGUAAAUGAAUGGUAGGUGGGGUAUAGGGUGGGGAUAUAUGGGGCCUUCCUGUUUGGUAGAAACGGAGGAUGGAGGAGUGUUCCUAUCCGAUGAUUCAGGAAGACCUGGCUGUGUUUGGAAACAAGCCUCUGAGAGUUAAAUAAAACAGCAAAUGCCGGAAACAGGUCGGGCGAAGAGUCUUCCGUUAACCCCGUUUCUUUUUCCAUACAUUCAGCUCGGCCUGUUGUACGUUAGCAUUUCCUAAUCUUGCAACUAUAUCCCUUGUUUGAGAUUCUCCCAUAAGUGGAACCAUUCCACUUCCAGCAUCUGCAGUUUCUUUUUAAAUUUCAUUCACUGGCAGUUAACGUGUUACGGGCAACGACAGAGGUACCAUGACUUUUAUUUGAUUCCAGGAGUGAUGAUUCUUACUGAACCUACACGGGGUUAGGAAGGAUAUACCGGCAGAAGGAAGUGCAGCGCACGGUUUACUGGGAUGGGGGAGGACUGAGUCUGUACCAGGAAAUGCCGAAGAGCAAUCUCAUUGGAACAAAUAAAAUUCUCAUGGGCCUUGACCUAUUAAUGCGAGGAUGUCUGGGAUACCUAGAACCGGGCGUCGCAGUCUCAGAACGGGUGGACAUCCAGAAGAAAUCUCCACGGUCUCAGGGGGUACAUGCAAACUCCACACAGACAGCAGCGGAGGUCAGGAAUGUAUUUGGGAUUCUGGUGCCCUACCAGUCGCCCAUGUUCCUGACGCAAGUGGUGUAGCGUUGUUGUGUUCAGUCAUUUUUGAUUGAUGUCGAAGGGCAGCGGAUAGAUGACAAUAAUUAAGGAGGCAUGAGCGCAGAGGAGUUUUUUUUUAUUUAUUCAUUUACGGGUUUUGGGCAUUGCCAGCUAAGCCACCAUUUGUUGCCCUCGAGAAGGUGGUGAAGAGCCGCCUUCUUAAACCGCUGCAGUCUCUGAGGUGUGGGUGCACCCACAGUGCUGUUAGGGAGGGGAUUCCAUGAUUUUGACCCAGCGACAAUGAAGGAACGGUGAUAUGUUUCCGAGUCAGGACGGUGAGUGACUUGGAGGGAGAUUUCCAAGUGGUGGUGUUCCCAGGUGUCUGCUGUUCUCAUCCUUCUUGAAGAUAGUGGCCGUGGGUCAGGACGGUGCAUUCCUCAUUGUUCAUGGAAUAGGUAGAGGUGAACCACUUUCCCAAACCUCCAGAGACCAUGUGCCAAACAAGAGGGAAAUCUGCAGAUGCUGGAAAUCUAAGCAACACGCACAGAAUGCUGGAGGAACUCGGCAGGCCAGGCAGCAUCCAUGGGAAAGAGUACAAUCGACAUUUCAUGCUGAGACACUUCAUCAGGAUUGGAAAAAGAACCAGAGUUCAUGUGAUGUAGGUGCCCCACUCUUCCAGUAUUUUUGAGGGAGGUGUUCCAGGAUUUUGAGCUGGUGAAAUCCCAGUGCGGACUGGGAUGAAGUCAGGGGAAUCUGCAGAUGAUAGAAAUCCAGAUCAACACACGAAAAUCGCUCGAGGAACUUAGCAGGUCAGACAUCAUUUUUGGAAAUGAAUAAAUAGUUGAUGUUUCAGGCCGAGACCCUUCUUCAGAGCUGGAAAGCAAGGGGGAAAACACCAGGAUAAAAAGGUGGGGUGAGGAGGACUGACUGGUGGAGCUAAGUGGGUGGGAAAGGUGAAGGGCUGGAGAAGAAGGAAUCUGUUAGGAGAGGAGAGUGGUUGAAGGAUGAAGAAGUUGGAAACAUGGCUGGCUCUUGGUGGGUUAGGCAGCCCAUUGCUUUGCCUGCGGUGAAAGACAUCCCUUGCUCCUGGCUGUAGCUCGAGAAGGGAAGCGUGGUUGGGAGCUGUGUCUGACCACCCCCCCCCCCCCACAAGUCUCUCAGACCAGCUGACUGAGGGCUGUGAAAUCCAUGGGAAGCGAGCAAUUCCUUGUGUCCUCACUGGGCACCUCUGGAAUCCACCUGGAUUGGUUCAUUCCUAAAGUAGGAUUAACACAUUCACCUCUGGCCAAAUACGAGGCUCAGCUUGGAUCUGACCACUGGUGUGCAUCUUUGGAACCCAUACCGUGAUGUCUCCAGCUGUCUGCUCCAGAUGUUCAUGGGCCCAUCACCUCUGCAAGGUCCUCUCAUUCCACAGAUUGCUCACAUCAUUGAAGUGCAUCAAAGCACUGGUCGGAGAUGUUUCCAGCAUGGUCUCUGCUGGUGAUAUCUCUCAAAUUACCAGCAAGAUAAGUGAACCAGUAUCACUGUCCUCCCCCUCACCAACAUCCUCAGCACUAAGGCUCAAUUUAAUACUCAGCCUGCUUGGAUUGGCAUGUUAUGUUGCUCACAGACUCCCUAAAGUACUCUACUCCAGGCUCUGUUAUGGGAAGAAAUUAAUAGGCAGGCAGAAGGAAACAAAUCCACGAUCUUCUCAAAACAUCCUUGAACAAAUGAAACAUGGAACUCAAAAAUAGGAGCUGGGGUAGGCCACCCAGCCCUUUAAGCCUACCCGUCAUUAAAUAUGAUCAUGGCUGACUUGGCCUAGGCCUCAUCUGUCUUUUCCCCCAUUGCUCUCAAUUCCCCGAUCUUUCAAAAAAAAAUUGCCUUUUUCCUCUUCAAAUACAUCCAAAGAUGCAGCCACCUGCAUUGUGGAAGGUGUUCGCUACCUCACAGCCUGCACCAUCUGCAGAAAAUUGUAUGAGGCCUAUACUGACCAUGUAGGACGGAGAACCGGACUGGAAGCCAAAGGGAGCUUUGACAAGAGGGGAGUUAUCCAUCUUUGGGAGAGUUGGGUUGAUGCUGUCAUUCUCUCACUGCCACUGUGGUUUAACAUGACAGAGUUUUGAUAACCAGGUAAGCUUAGAGUGGGUUACAUGCCCAGGACACAUUCAUCCUUUGACCCUAUGUAUAGAAUCUCCACAGGAGACAAACACUCCCGGGGUUGAACAUUAACAGAGGGCCGUCAAUUUACUUCAUUUUACACUGAAUCCCCUCCCUCUCCCCCCAAUACCCUCAAGUUAAAUCUGGGCUUGUAAUACUGUGGUUUCCAAGGGACAGGUUACUAUUGAAAGGAAAUGCCUGCUCACACAGGAGAGAUGCAUCAGCAGAAGAGGGCUGGGUGGAGUCCACAUUUAAUGUUAGUGCAUAAUGUACUUGCCUUUUAUAAAAAUUGUAUUCGUUUAUUUGUUUGUGCUGGCCUGCGUUCACUGUGUAUGAUUCAAACUAAAUUCACUCUUUAUUCUGG